Molecule: messenger RNA, 850 nt
Organism: Ruditapes philippinarum (Manila clam)
Lineage: Eukaryota; Metazoa; Mollusca; Bivalvia; Venerida; Veneridae
Exons: 4
Coding region: 182-850 (222 amino acids)
Cellular component (GO): nucleus
Source: RefSeq, a predicted model, not a curated record
ACCGUGGUAUAUAUCGUGGUUAGGUUACCACACGGUUUUUCGAAUUGUAUAAACAAAUUAACCACGCAGUUACCUAACCACGCAAAACCGAAAGUUUAACCGUGGUAAUAUUACCUAUGAUGCACCGCGACGUGACGUAAUUUUCCCGAACAAAUGUCAGACGGUAAUAUUUACAAACAAAAUGGCGUCCACCACAAAAGUAAAUAGAGCAAGAAUGUUCAAUCUCCGUGAAACGGAUGUGAUAACAGAAUUUAUGAAGAUCAAUUUACAUUCGUUGAAAGCGAGUCAUGCUCAGGGAGGGCCUGGCGCUUCCCAAAAGGUGUCUAAGGUCUGGGAGAGGCUUACGGAGGAGGUGAAUGCUUGCGGGAACGGCCCCCGAACGAGCAAACAAGUUAAAGAAAAGUGGAGGAAUAUGGUUAAGAACGCUAAGAGUGAAGUUUCUGCAGAGAAGUGCAGUAUGAGGAAAACGGGAGGUGGACCGGCAAGACCUGAGAUGUCGCAGCAAUCUCAGUCUGUGGCAAGCCUGUUCCAGACCUCAGCAUCAUUCCAUGGUGUAUGUUCUGAUGCCGACACCGUCAUCACAAACCAAGACUUUAAUGAUUCAACUUAUGACAUUGUUGAUGACAAUCUUCUUAGCAGUGGCCUUCUAAGCUUGUGCCCGCUUGAGACGUUAACACAAGAUGUUCAAGAUAACAUGAACAUGCCAUCCAUGUCGGUGACAGCAGACGAAACUUUCACACAGCAAAGAGCAAGUUAUCCAGAGGGGUCUGCAACAAAUGCUCCAAGCCGAUUAUUUUUUAAUUUUGUUUUCCUUAUAAAUCUUUAUUAUCACAUCUACCAAAUUCAAUAA